AUGGGGCAUCCUGCACUCAGGUCCUCUACACAGCGGUUGGGAAUCAGCAGUCCUCCUCUGCAGACCAGCAGAGUGCAGCACAGCGGCGGAGACAGUCACAGGAGCAAGAGGAGCCUGCAAGUACAGGCGGGGAAGGAUGUGGACUUUGCAGACCGUGCCGUUGCAGCUCUACCCUACUUUGUGCCACUCUUUGAUGGCCUCAAAUAUGGGAAGUUUUUGUUCGCCCAAUUCCCCUUCCUACCCAGGCUGCUGGCGCCCCUGAACCCGCUCAUCAGCUUCUACUUCUCUUUCCCCUUUGCCAGCCUCAUAGUGUUUUUCGCCAUCUACGCUGGCAUCGUCAACAAUCAGAACUUCUCGCGCUUCGUCCGCUACAACGCGCUGCAGUCCAUCCUGCUGGACAUCAUCCUCAUCGUCCCGGGACUCUUCGAGCAGAUCUUCAGGCCUCCUUCGGGCGGCCUGGGCUUGUCGCUGUACAUCAACGUGUACAACACCAUCUUCCUCUAUGUCUUCCUGGCAGUCCUCUACGCAGUGGGGUCAUGUCUCAUUGGACAAGCUGCCAGGCUGCCACUGGUGGCAGAUGCAGCAGACCAGCAAGUGCGAUGA
Messenger RNA from Coccomyxa subellipsoidea C-169, 603 nucleotides. RefSeq lists its product as hypothetical. The record is from RefSeq and is a predicted model, not a curated record. Bases 1 to 603 code for a protein of 200 amino acids. NCBI's taxonomy places the organism in Eukaryota, Viridiplantae, Chlorophyta, Trebouxiophyceae, Coccomyxaceae. The transcript has 5 exons.